UUGACUCUCGAUGUAAGCUGCUUUCUUUGCUCGAUCACGUCCAGGAUCUGCAUCGAUCAGAGCUAUGCUGGAUUUCAUCGGCCUGAAAUAAAUUUCCCCAUAUCGAUGGAGAAACGUCAAAAAAUCAUUCGAGGAACCGGUAAAUCAGCCGAUACAGUUAAUUCACGGGGUUUCGUGAAAUCACAUUCUAGUGCGAAAGCCGCAUCACCUGGGGUAACGAGCUCGUCAUCGUGUUGGAUGAUCAGUACAUUGCUAAACUUUUCGCCAUUCUAGAAUAAUGAAUUAGUGUCACAACAUUCGAAUCACCUAGGGGAAUGGAGCACUUGAGCGCUGCUACUGUACAUUGAAAUAUCCCCACUCUUGGAUAUCCAUGGCGGUGUUCGUUACACAUGCUCUCCUCGCUGGGACACACUGAAGCAAGUUCCCCCUCCAGCCUUACCGACAGCGUUACGAUCCUCGUGGAAUAUUGUCUGGAGAGAUAUUUUUCUCGUCAGUCCAUAUCGAUCGACCGGUCUUCAACAUGGCAACUUCACAGAUCGUUCGCAUUCUCAUCAGCCGUGUGCCUCAACAAUCGAGACAAUUUGGGCAUACCAUUAAAUUCUAUUCUUGUCAAACAACGAAUUAUGAGUUUAUCAAAAUCGAAAAAGUUGGAGAGAAGAAAAAUGUUGGACUCAUAACUCUCAACAGACCAAAGGCCUUGAAUGCCUUAUGCGACAAAUUGAUGAUCGAAGUUAACCAGGCGGUCAAGGAAUUCGAUGGGGACGAAAGCGUUGGUGCUGUUGUUUUAACUGGCAGUGAAAAAGCCUUUGCAGCUGGUGCUGACAUUAAAGAAAUGUUGAACCACACUUUCUCUGGUACGGUCAAAGGAAACUUCUUGGAACAUUGGAACGAGCUUGGAAAGGCCAAGAAACCAGUGAUAGCUGCAGUCAAUGGUUACGCUCUCGGCGGUGGUUGCGAAUUGGCAAUGUUAUGUGACAUCAUUUAUGCUGGUGACAAAGCGAAAUUCGGUCAGCCUGAAAUUGCCAUUGGAACGAUUCCCGGUGCUGGAGGUACUCAAAGACUCACAAGAGUUGUAGGAAAGAGCAAAGCAAUGGAAAUUGUACUCACUGGAAACCAAAUCACGGCACAAGAAGCCGAAAAAUCUGGUUUGGUGAGCAAAGUUUUCCCGGCUGAUCAAUUAGUUGCCGAAGCUGUGAAGCUCGGUGAAAAGAUUGCCUCUCAUUCUCAAUUGAUCGUUGCCAUUGCCAAGGAGUCCGUAAAUACAGCUUACGAAACAACACUGAGAGAAGGUCUUCACUAUGAAAAAAGAGCUUUUCAUGCAACUUUUGCUACGGCUGAUAGGAAGGAAGGUAUGAGUGCUUUUGUCGAGAAACGAGCACCCAAAUUCACCAACGAAUAGAAUAACAUUCAUCAAAAAUCAAACUACAAUUCCAUGUAUAAGCGAAAAAACUUCUUGGUAUCAAAGGCUGGCUGUAUUUUUUUUUAUAAAAAGUCAAACUUUUUUUAAGCUCCAUUGUAAAUCCUAUGUAAAUCCACAUCUAAAAUCGUUGAAUAAAACUAUAGUAAAGUGGUGCUCGCGUA
Messenger RNA from Venturia canescens, 1581 nucleotides. RefSeq names its product Enoyl-CoA hydratase, short chain 1 (gene Echs1). Gene Ontology annotation, molecular function: enoyl-CoA hydratase activity. Gene Ontology annotation, biological process: fatty acid beta-oxidation. The record is from RefSeq and is a predicted model, not a curated record. Lineage: Eukaryota; Metazoa; Arthropoda; Insecta; Hymenoptera; Ichneumonidae. Gene Ontology annotation, cellular component: mitochondrion. The transcript has 9 exons. The coding region runs from base 521 to 1399 and encodes 292 amino acids.